Rhizopus microsporus ATCC 52813 is the source of this 2916-nucleotide messenger RNA. Its product is annotated as H(+)-ATPase. Gene Ontology annotation, molecular function: ATP binding; ATP hydrolysis activity; P-type proton-exporting transporter activity. Lineage: Eukaryota; Fungi; Mucoromycota; Mucoromycetes; Mucorales; Rhizopodaceae. Bases 135 to 2855 code for a protein of 906 amino acids. Gene Ontology annotation, cellular component: plasma membrane. Gene Ontology annotation, biological process: proton export across plasma membrane; regulation of intracellular pH. The transcript has 5 exons. The record is from RefSeq and is a predicted model, not a curated record.
UCUUUUUCUUUUGCAUUUCUUUUAAUUUCCUAUCUUAAUAAUCUCCGUAUUAUCAAAAGUGAGCAGAAAUAACAACUAGAAAUACAUCAAGCGAAAAAUCUAUUACUAUCAGAGUAUUGCUUUAAACAACAUCAAUGACUACACCUCAUUCGGAACCGCCAUCUUCUGACGAAAAGAAAGAGGCAGUUGAAUUCGAAGAACAUCAACAUAUUGAACAUGAAGACGAAAUAUCUCCCGAGUUAGAACUCUUAUUGCACACUGAUCCUAGCCACGGCUUGUCCUCCCAAGAAGUCGCCGAACGUCAAGCGCGAUUUGGCAUGAACGAACUUCCGGAGAAAAAGACGAAUCCCUUUUUGAAAUUCUUUGGCUACUUUACUGGACCCAUCUCUUACUUGAUCGAAAUUUCCUGUAUCAUUGCUGGCAUUGUCGGUGACUGGAUUGACUUUGGCAUCAUCUUGGCUCUUUUAAUUAUCAAUGCAAUCAUUGGCUACGUCGAAGAAGCCAAGGCGGAAUCCGCAUUGGACGCCUUGCGCCAUACUUUGGCCCUCAAGACCCGCUGUUACCGUGAUAAUGAAUUGAAGGAAGUAGACGUAAAGGAACUGGUCCCCGGUGACAUUAUUGUCUUACGUAUUGGUGAUAUCGUCCCUGCUGAUGCUCGCCUCUUGGGUUUGGGCGUCAACGGAGAAAAAAAUGACUCAGAACUUAUGAUUGAUCAAUCUGGACUGACUGGUGAAUCCUUGCUCGUGGCUAAGAAGAAAGGUAGCACUGUUUAUUCAUCAAGUAUUAUUAAACAAGGACAACAGCUGGCUAUUGUCACCAAGACUGGUACAGAUACUUUUAUUGGUCGUGCUGCGAACCUGAUUGCUAUCACUGCUGAUGAAGGACAUUUCCAAAAGAUCAUCACCAAAAUCGGUAACGUUUUAAUCUGGUCUACUGUGGUCCUUGUCAUGAUCGUCUUUAUCUAUCAGAUGGUUCGUUUCCGUGGUACUCCCCAGGGCAAUUGGAAGAUUGUCCUUGAAAACUGUUUGGUCUUAACUGUCGCUGCUAUUCCCGUUGGUCUUCCCACUGUCAUGUCGGUUACCAUGGCCGUGGGUGCUAAACAACUGGCUGCCAAGCAAGUCAUUGUCAAACGAUUGACUGCUGUAGAAGAACUUGCCUCCGUAUCUGUGCUCUGCUCCGAUAAAACUGGUACAUUGACCUUGAACGAACUGACCUUUGACAAGCCAUGGUUGACGAAUGGUUACUCCGAAGAAGACAUUUUGUUCUACUCGUAUCUGGCCGCUGAACAGGGUGCUAAUGACCCCAUUGAAUCUGCUGUGCGUCGUGCUGCUGAAAGCCAAGUAGACUUGCUCAAGAACCGUCCCAACAAUCGUGAAAUUCCUGGAUUCAAGGUCAUUCAGUUCGAACCCUUCAAUCCCACUACCAAGAUGACCCGUGCUACCGUCAUGAACGUAAACACCAACGAAACCUUCAGCGUGGCUAAAGGUGCUCCUCAAGUCAUUACCAAGCUUGUUGGUGGCGACAAUGAAGCUGUUCAUGCUGUGAAUUCCCUUGCUCGCCGUGGUUUAAGAGCUCUUGGUGUUGCCAAGACUGUUCCUGGUAGUGAAGACAAGUUCGAACUUGUCGGCAUGAUCUCUCUCCUAGAUCCCCCUCGCCCUGAUUCUCUCCAGACCAUUGCUGAAUGUAAUGCCUUGGGUGUCGACGUCAAGAUGAUCACUGGUGAUCAAUUGAUCAUUGCUAAAGAAGUUGCUGCUCGUCUUGGUAUGGGUCGUGUUAUUUUGGACGCCAAUCAUCUUGUAGAUCCCUCAAAGAGCGAGGAAGAUGUAACUGAACACUGUGUACGCGCCGAUGGUUUUGCCCAAGUAAUUCCUGAACACAAGUAUCGUGUUGUCGAAUUACUCCAGAACAAGGGUCUCUUGGUUGGCAUGACUGGUGAUGGUGUAAAUGAUGCGCCUGCUCUCAAGAAGGCUGAUGUGGGUAUCGCUGUUGAAGGUUGUACUGAUGCUGCACGUUCUGCUGCUGACAUUGUCUUGCUUGCUCCUGGUCUUUCUACCAUUACAGAUGGUAUCAUCACCUCCCGUGCUAUCUUCCAACGUCUUCGAUCCUAUGCUCUUUACCGUAUCACUUCCACCAUUCACUUUUUGAUGUUUAUGUUCAUCAUCACCUUGAUUGAAGAUUGGACUAUGCCUGCUGUCUUGCUUAUCAUGAUCUGUGUCUUGAAUGAUGCUGCUACCUUGGUUAUUUCUGUUGAUAACACAGAAAUUUCCGAAAGGCCCGAUAAAUGGCGUAUCGGACAAUUAUUGACACUCUCGUUCGUCUUGGCUGCCUUACUUGCUGCACUUUCCUUUGCUCACUUUUACAUUGCUCGAGAUGUCUUUCAUGUCACCGAUAAUGAGUUGCAUUCCAUCAUGUAUCUUCAUAUUUCCUCAGCUCCACACUUUGUCAUAUUCUCAACUCGUGUUCCUGGCUAUUGGUGGAAGAAUAUGCCUAAUUGGAUAUUCACUGUUUGCAUCAUUGGUACACAAAUCGUUGCGCUCUUCUUUUCUGUUUAUGGUGUCUUUGGUGAACAUGAAGGCGUUGCACCUUGUGGGUACGGCUGGGGUCUAUCUGUACUUGGUGUUUCCUUGGUUUAUUUUAUGCUUUUGGAUGUUGUCAAGGUGCAAAUCUUCCGUAAAUGGAGCUUUGAAAUGACAGCCAAGAUGGUACCAACAAGAGGACGCAAGAACAAAUUACAUACACGAAAAGAAUUACUAGAAAAGAAGACAUUUGUAGAUGCAGCUUGGAAGAAAUUAUUAAAUCCUGUUGAAGCACAUCAGAUUAUUGCAGCCUUCCAAAAUAACUCAAACCCAUCAUAACCAAAUAUUAUAUAGAACUCUUUUUCUUUAGUAAAUUCUCACUUUAUAAUAAUAAACACAC